GGGAAGUUGUCACAGCAGCGAUGCAGGGAUCUUCGUUUAUAAAAGUUAUGAUGGCAGCGUCUUGGUGAAACAGUGAGGUUAUUGAGUGAGUUGCUGGAGGAACUCUCAUCUCUGCACUAGCAUCGCGAGCCGCGCUCGUGCUGUUCGUAUCGACUUUAGCCCAGCUGUUGUCUCGUGCUGUGUUUGUAGCCAUGAGCGCUCUGGAGGUGAAGUUCGUCGGAGAUGGGGACGUUCUGGAGCACAUCUUGGACAAACCGGAGGGAGUGCAGAGCAGCGGGACGCAUGUCCAGAAGAUGGUGACAUUUAAAAGCCUGACUGCACGGCGUGGAGACGGAGAGGACGCAGAGCAUGAUGGGAGUGGAAACGGAGUCCUGGAUGAGCAGAACUACAUCCAGUCACUGGGAACACACACCGCAGAAGAAGAUGAAGAUGGUUUGUCCAGAGUGGCGGGAUCCUCCAUAUUCACUUUUCAGAAAGCCAGACGUGGACACAGUAUGGCCCAAACUGCGAGCGAGUUGGCCCGGACGCCUGGGAAGAGCGUGAGUUUCAGCUCGACGCCGAGCGUUGAACCGUCCACCCCGUCUCGAACAGGACGCAACCACAGAAAAGAAAACAGGACACCGAAAAGGAAUAAAAAGGUUGAGUUUGUCUCCACAACACCACAUCGACUCAGGAAGCGACUCACAACGCCGAGUCUCCGGUCAGACAGCGACAGUGAGCUGUCGCCCUCCGAGUCUGAGGACGACGAGGACGAGGACGGGUUGGAAGAAGAGCCGAAAGUCAAGAAGGAGGACAAGGAGAACGCGAAGACCCCGAGAACGCCAAGUAAAGGUUUGUCCGCCGCUCUCUACAAGACCCCUUCCAAGAAGAGCAAGAGCGCGCCGGAAGCUGUGAACCAGCCCAGCAUGACCGAGGAGUACUUCGAAGCCCACGGGACGUCAAAAGUCUUGACGUCCGACCGCACCCUGCAGCGACUACACACCCCGAAGCUGGACAGGGAGAAACUGGUCCAGCUUCUAGAAGGGAAGCCUUCCUGCUACUCCAAAGAGAUCCAGCAGCUUCACAACAGUCACCGAAAGCACUUCAGCAAGUGGAUGUUACAGCUACGGCUGGGCUUCAGCGUGCUCGUCUACGGUUUGGGCAGCAAGAAAGCUCUGCUGGAGGACUUCAGAGUGUCUCAUUUGUCUCAAGAAAUCCACCUCGUGGUGAAUGGAUUCUUUCCUUCAAUCACUCUUAAAUCGAUAUUAAACGCGCUGACAUGUGAGGUUCUGGAGCAUGAGGGGACUUUCCGAACGCCCUCAGACCAAAUCCAGUUCAUCAUGAAGACCUUUAAAGACAGUCCUGACCUGCACGUGUAUUUGAUCAUCCACAAUAUUGACGGGCCGAUGCUACGAGGAGAAAAGACCCAGAGUGCUCUGGGGCAGCUGGCGUCGCUGCCCAACCUGCACAUGGUGGCCUCUUUAGAUCACAUCAACGCACCGCUGGUUUGGGACCAGUUCAAACAGAGCCAGUUCAACUGGCUGUGGUGGGAGUGCGUGACGUUCCAGCACUACACGGAGGAGACGUCCUACGAAAACUCCCUCCUGGUGCAACAAACCGGCGCUCUGGCGCUGUCCUCGCUCAGACACGUGCUUCGCAGCUUGACGCCCAAUGCAAGGGGGAUCUUUAAACUACUGGUUAAUUUCCAGUUGGAAAACAAAGACAAUCCUUCAUACACAGGAUUGUCGUUCCAAGAUUUCUACCAGCGCUGUCGUGAGGCGUUCUUGGUGAACUCUGACCUCACCCUGAGGACUCAGCUGACCGAGUUUAAAGACCACAAACUGAUCCGAACCCGAAAGGGUGCAGACGGAGUGGAGUACCUCACCGUCGCGGUGGAAGCGAGCACUUUGAUGGAUUUCUUGGAAAAUGAGGAGGGAGACUGAGGAAAAGAGGCAGCAGACAUAUAAAGUGUACUUUCCAGCAGAGAUUGUCUAUUUAUUCAUUAUUGAGGCUUUUCAUUACACCUGGCUAUCAUGACACAAACCACCCUGAUAGACUUUGUUAAAAGUGAUCAUUUCAUGCAAGUAAGUAGGGAAUUGUCACUCCCCCUAUUGGAACACUGACAGAUACUUUUUCUGACAUCUUUGUAAAUAAAAGCAACUAAAAAGUUAAUGUAUUUUAUUUGAUCGCAGAAAUAUUUACAUUCAGCAAAACAUACAUUCUUUUGUUAAAGACAUAUUCGAGGAUUCUCUGCCUAUUUCGUGCACUGCGCAUGCGCGGCUCCCUCCGCAUGCGGACUGUGGGGAGCGCGCACGUCAGCCGCAUGUCAUUUUGUUUACAUGCGCGCAGCUGGAGCAUCGUCUUUCCGCAUAGGAUUAAAACAC
Messenger RNA from Salarias fasciatus (jewelled blenny), 2363 nucleotides. Its product is annotated as origin recognition complex subunit 2-like. The coding region runs from base 192 to 1922 and encodes 576 amino acids. Gene Ontology annotation, molecular function: DNA replication origin binding. The transcript is spliced from 15 exons. Gene Ontology annotation, cellular component: nuclear origin of replication recognition complex; nucleus. The record is from RefSeq and is a predicted model, not a curated record. Gene Ontology annotation, biological process: DNA replication. NCBI's taxonomy places the organism in Eukaryota, Metazoa, Chordata, Actinopteri, Blenniiformes, Blenniidae.